CGUUUUGAGUCGUAACUAUUUCCAUUUCUGAUAAUUUUUUCUCGGGGCAUAGCUAUAGACGAUUUAGCAAUGAUUUAUUCUGAGUUUUUCUUCAUUAAUUUUAUGGUAGAUUGAUCUGUUCUUGCUCCAUGGUCAUGUGAUCUGAUGUGUCGAUCGAUUUUAUAAUUUGCUCCGGUUCUUGGAAAAAAAAUUCUAGGCGAGUGUUGAACGUUCAUUGAUACUGGAUCUGAUUAAUCGAUGAAAUUGAAAUCCAAGAAGGAUUAUGAUAGUAUACGGAACUCAGGAUUUUGGUCCCAUGCAGAUUUUCGUGAAAACCUUGACUGGCAAGACUAUCACCCUCGAGGUGGAAAGCUCCGAUACCAUUGACAACGUAAAGGCUAAAAUUCAAGAUAAGGAAGGGAUUCCUCCAGACCAACAAAGACUAAUUUUUGCUGGUAAGCAACUCGAGGAUGGCCGUACCCUGGCAGAUUACAACAUCCAGAAGGAGUCCACCCUUCAUUUGGUCCUCAGAUUGAGGGGAGGAAUGCAAAUUUUUGUUAAGACUCUGACAGGCAAGACCAUCACUCUUGAGGUCGAGAGCUCUGACACUAUUGACAACGUUAAAGCCAAGAUCCAGGACAAAGAAGGUAUUCCCCCAGACCAGCAAAGAUUGAUUUUUGCAGGCAAGCAGCUGGAGGAUGGCCGGACUCUAGCAGAUUACAACAUUCAGAAGGAGAGCACUCUUCACUUGGUGCUUAGGCUAAGGGGAGGAAUGCAGAUCUUUGUCAAAACUCUGACCGGCAAGACCAUUACUCUUGAGGUGGAAAGCUCAGACACAAUUGACAACGUUAAGGCCAAGAUCCAGGAUAAGGAGGGCAUACCACCGGAUCAGCAGAGGCUCAUCUUCGCUGGAAAACAGCUUGAGGAUGGUCGUACUCUGGCAGACUACAACAUCCAGAAAGAAUCCACCCUUCACUUGGUUCUGAGGCUCCGUGGAGGUAUGCAAAUUUUUGUGAAGACCUUGACAGGCAAGACAAUCACCUUGGAGGUGGAGAGCUCAGACACCAUUGACAACGUUAAGGCCAAAAUCCAGGAUAAGGAGGGCAUCCCACCGGAUCAGCAAAGGCUUAUCUUCGCUGGGAAACAGCUUGAGGAUGGCCGCACUUUGGCAGACUACAACAUUCAGAAGGAAUCCACCCUUCACUUGGUUCUGAGGCUCCGUGGAGGUAUGCAAAUUUUUGUCAAGACCUUGACUGGCAAGACUAUUACCUUGGAGGUGGAGAGCUCAGACACCAUUGAUAAUGUCAAGGCAAAGAUCCAGGAUAAGGAGGGUAUUCCACCAGACCAACAGAGGCUUAUCUUCGCUGGGAAGCAGCUUGAGGAUGGCCGUACCUUGGCGGACUACAACAUCCAGAAAGAGUCUACUCUGCACUUGGUGCUUAGGUUGAGGGGAGGUAUGCAAAUAUUUGUCAAGACUUUGACUGGGAAGACCAUCACUCUGGAGGUUGAAAGCUCGGAUACUAUUGACAAUGUGAAGGCCAAGAUUCAGGACAAAGAAGGUAUUCCACCAGACCAGCAGCGGUUGAUCUUUGCUGGGAAGCAGUUGGAGGACGGAAGGACCCUGGCUGACUACAACAUCCAGAAGGAGUCUACCCUUCAUCUUGUACUCCGCCUCCGUGGUGGUUUCUAAAUGUUAUGCUGAUAAUAGUCUGCAAGUGAUGCUGUGUGAUCUACAGUGUGGUUAACACACUGUUCUAUGGUUGUUUUUAGCCAUUUUUGAAUGGCUUAUGUGAAAUUUUCAAUAUUAGAUGUUCUUGUUGCAAUGAAAGUUCCAAGGGGUUCCCCCCAUUUAUGAAUAAAAGUUAGUUUUGUGCA
This is a messenger RNA of Olea europaea var. sylvestris, 1854 nucleotides long. Its product is annotated as polyubiquitin. Gene Ontology annotation, molecular function: ubiquitin protein ligase binding; protein tag activity. Bases 263 to 1669 code for a protein of 468 amino acids. Gene Ontology annotation, biological process: modification-dependent protein catabolic process; protein ubiquitination. The record is from RefSeq and is a predicted model, not a curated record. Lineage: Eukaryota; Viridiplantae; Streptophyta; Magnoliopsida; Lamiales; Oleaceae. The transcript is spliced from 2 exons. Gene Ontology annotation, cellular component: nucleus; cytoplasm.